This is a messenger RNA of Cavenderia fasciculata, 714 nucleotides long. RefSeq lists its product as uncharacterized. NCBI's taxonomy places the organism in Eukaryota, Evosea, Eumycetozoa, Acytosteliales, Cavenderiaceae. The transcript is spliced from 2 exons. The coding region runs from base 1 to 714 and encodes 237 amino acids. The record is from RefSeq and is a predicted model, not a curated record.
AUGUCAACACAAUCAUUAAAAGAAAAUCAAAUCAAUUCAUCAGGUGAUGUCAUUCAAGCUGGUCUCAAGACGACGACGACACGACAACCACUUGGCCCUCUAAAGAAUAGCAGUGCUAUCAAGCAACAAGCCACUGCUAUUCCUCCAUCAGUCCAAAACCAACAAAAGGAACAACAGCUCCAGAAAAGAGUCUUGCAGCUCGAGGCUGAACUGAAACAAGAGAGAGCCUUGCGCGAAAAGCAAGUCUCUGAACUCACCACCCAUAACCAAUUGUUAGAGUCGUCUCUUUUAUACUAUACCCAAGUAGAAAACACGGCCAAGAUCAACAACAAUCGUGUACGUCAAAUCAACAAGCUACACAUUGAAAAGAAUGAAUUGCUAGAACAAGUUUCAAAUCUCAAGCAAAAGAUUGAUAUUUUGGAAUCUGAUCAAGUCAACAAAUUGGAUAUGACACUUAAUAACAAGAGAAUUAGAAAGAUUCAUCAAUUGAAUAAUGAAAAUAAACAAUUGAUAGAGGUAGUUCAAAUGCAAAAACAAGAAUUGGUUAAACUAUCCCAACGUGUCAAUACCUCCUCUUCUCCAUCUACCUCGACCACCACCAUCAGCAAUCCUUCACCUUCCAAGAUUAAUUACAGCAAUUUUAUCAGUCACCGUUCAAUCCCAACAACCUCUGACUAUGGACUUGGUGAUGACCAUUUGCCAGGAGAGUGUUAA